Molecule: messenger RNA, 3246 nt
Organism: Alternaria hordeiaustralica
Lineage: Eukaryota; Fungi; Ascomycota; Dothideomycetes; Pleosporales; Pleosporaceae
Exons: 6
Coding region: 1-3246 (1081 amino acids)
Biological process (GO): regulation of DNA-templated transcription
Molecular function (GO): DNA-binding transcription factor activity, RNA polymerase II-specific; zinc ion binding
Source: RefSeq, a predicted model, not a curated record
AUGAAGUUUGUAACUGAAGAUCCUCGCACUUUCGAAUGCCUUGAAAGUUGGGCAGGCACAACCAAACUCUGCACGGCGAGCUACUACUUCUGGAAUCAAGGCUACGAAAUGCAAAAGAGCCAAAUAGGACUCUUCCAGUCGUUCCUGUACCAGAUACUCAAAGCUGUACCCAGACUCAUUGAGAUAGUGUGCCCAAACCGUCUAGAGCACGAAGACUGGGACGUGGAAGAACUGAAGGCUACUUUCGCGCGCAUCGCUACCCAGAAAGAUUUGGAAGUCAAAUUCUGCUUCUUCAUCGACGGUUUAGACGAGUACAACGGGGCUGAGGAAGAUGUUGUCAGCGCUCUGAAAUUCCUCUCUAUAUCGAAAGACAUCAAAAUCUGUGCCUCGACACGGCCUCGCUCGGUAUUUGAGAGGUUUUUCAACAACACAUCUCGCACCUUCGACAUCAAGAGCUUUACUAAAGAAGACAUGGGACACCAUGUUAAGCGUCUCCUCGGGGAGAAUGAGAACUUCCAACGCCUGGCGAAUGCCGAUACCACGUGCGUAUCAAUAAUGAAGGUGAUUGCAGACCUUGCGCAGGGCGUAUGGUUAUGGGUCUUCCUCAUUACUCGUGACCUCGUACACGCUGUCGAUCGGGAUGAAGGUGUGGACAUGCUGUGGAAUAUCGUCAAUCUCUUCCCAGCAGAUCUAGAGGCGUACUUCGAGCGCAUGGUCAAGGCUGUUAAGCCUCAGUAUCUUGAAGAGAUGUCACAAAUCUUUUUGAUCACGGUCGAUGAGCUGCAACCGCUACCGUUAUACGCAUUCUCUCUACUGGAACACCAACGCAAGAACCCCGACUAUGCCAUCAACUUCCCCAUACGGCCCAUCCGCAAAGACGAUUUGAAAAGUGAGUAUCCCAAGUGGAAGUCGCUCAUUCGGAACAGAUGUAGCGAUCUUCUCGUUGUUAAUGAUGAAGAGCAUCCCUACUUCCCGGGUCCUACGGUCGACUUCCUCCACCGGACCGUUGCCGAAUUCUUGCAGGACAACUACUACCACCAACUACGGGCCAAUCUGAAGACGGAGUUUAGCUCCAAGUCUAUCUUUGUUCCAGCGUCGGUCGACAAAGUUCUGGGCUUAACGCACGAGCUACUUUAUUACGCCUACGAAACCGAGAGAACCGACCCAAGCCCUACCUCAUCCCUAGUAGAAGUGCUCGGUGAGAACCACUCCAAGCGGGAUGAGCCGAGUGUGAGCGUUGAUAUGGUACGGCUACUCCUCGAACGUGGGGCAAAUCCAAACCAGCCUGCCCGUCUGAACGACAGCAAGUCAGUUUGGCACCUCUUCUUACUUACAAUGGACGAGACCGUCUCACGGCCGCUACCUUCUGGAGCGAAGCAUGGAAGGAAGCCUCCAGCGGGUCUCAUCAGCGCUUGGUACCAGAGCUGUGAACUGCUCAUUCAACAAGGUGCUCGAAGAUUUUCCCAUGUUGACGAGAAUGGGAUGAAAACAACGGAUCAUGGCAUCUUUAAUUGGGUCUUUGGGUCUGCGAGAGCUGAGGCCCUAGUGGCACUUGUGGAUGAGAAGGAGCGGGAGAAACAGCAGGCAAAGGGCUCAUUCAAGUGCGACGAAACCAAGCCUGUAUGCUCUCGCUGUCGCUCCACUGGUCGGACAUGCGAGGGUUACGGACUGUGGGGUGGCGGAGGGAAUACCUACGUUGAAAGAUAUGGUCGCGUAUCCACGUCGAUCCAGAAGCCUCCAACCAAAAUCUUGGGUGUCGAGGAACUCAGGUAUCUACAGUUAUACAGGAUCCGCAUCGUUCACACAACUUCCGGUUGGUUUGCUUCGAAGUUCUGGAACUCGAUCGUGCUACCAGCAGCGUCGUCAGAACCGGCGGUUCUUCAUGCUGCUGUUGCGCUGAGCGCUGCGCACAGAUGCAGUUUCGAUUCGGCACAAGCUCCGGAUGAGAGGGAAAAGUUCAUGCUUCAACAAUAUGGCAAAGCGAUCCAGUCGCUACAGCCGCUGUUGCGGCGUGGAGACACAGCCUCGGUCACGGUCAUUCUGGUCACCUGUCAGUUAUUUACGUUGCUUGAAUACCUCCGCGGGCAAUACCAAUUGGCCGAAUCACACUUACGGAACGGUCUAAAGGUCCUGAUGAACAUGACCACGAAGAAAGAUCGCUCGCACGAUGGCGUCCUCGUAAUCAAGCCGGCAUCAUAUGAAAAGAGUAUCGACCAAGGCAUCGUGCGCAGCUUCGCGACCCUACAUAUGCAAAAUAAUCUGUUCGGUUCCGGUCUGGAAGAUCUCGAUAUAUUUCUUCAGCCGAUAGAAAACAGCAUACCAUACCCUACUUUUACGACUAUCGAGGAGGCGAAGGACGCUCUUGAUGUGCUAUUGCACGGCAUUGUUCUCAUAGCACAACGAUAUCGAAAGAUGGGGCCAGGCACUAAAGACGAAAUUGCUGCGGUUACAGCAGGACAAGAAGAGAUUAUGACCUCUCUUGCGACGUGGUACGAUACGUAUCUGAGUACACUUCCCUCGGUCAACAAACUCGCCCUAGCUGCCGGGAAGAAACCAGAUGAUCUGUGGGCGUUCGGCGGGAAGACGCCGCCAGCAAAGCUUCCGAUGAGCCGCGAACCAUCGGUUCUCAAAUUGCUACUCAUGUAUCAUGCCAUGGCGCGCAUAAUGUGCGGCUGUCUGCAAGUGCACUCUGAGCAGCACUACGAAGCGUAUACGCAAACGUUUCUCACGGUACUUGUGCAUGCCAUACACAUCUUCGAAGAGUACAACUUGGCAAAAUCUAUACCCGAUAACGUCAACCUCCACGACUCGAUUGGCGAAUACGGCUUUAUCGCGCCUUUGUAUUACACAGCUAUCAAGUGUCGAUACCAUCGCAUCCGCCUCCAUGCUAUUCGGCUCCUGCGGGUGAUCCCGCUGAAGGAAGGAACGUGGGAUUCUUUCACGGCAGCAAAUAUCGCGGAAACGGUUAUGGAGCUUGAAGAGCAAAAUAGUCACUAUGGGGAUAACGCUGGAGAUGGCUUCUCUCUCUCAGAGAUACCCAAUUUGGAAGAUUCGUAUAGCUGGUCUUUGAUGCCGGAGCAUAACAUGUUCUACGAUGUGGAAGCAACGACAAGAGGAGACCUCACGAACGAAGUCGUCGUCACAUGCAAAAGACGGCGGCUGGACGGUCUUCCGGAGAUCAUCACCUUCCACGCCAAUCCUAAACCUAGACACAACACCGAAAAAGAGAGACAUUCUUAUACCUGA